Malaya genurostris is the source of this 834-nucleotide messenger RNA. RefSeq lists its product as uncharacterized. Gene Ontology annotation, cellular component: secretory granule. NCBI's taxonomy places the organism in Eukaryota, Metazoa, Arthropoda, Insecta, Diptera, Culicidae. The transcript has 2 exons. The record is from RefSeq and is a predicted model, not a curated record. The coding region runs from base 178 to 768 and encodes 196 amino acids.
UGUCAAAAUAAGUAAAUACUGUAAAAAAAAUGGAUUUUACAUGGCUGUAAACUCUGAGCAGUGGACAUUUCGUUGCACCUAAACGCAUCCAAGCCAUGAGAAAAUUUCGCUGAAAGUGCUACAAUCGAUAGCAGAAGAAAGGGAGCGUAGCGAACAGUUCUCAGUUGUAGAAACAAAAUGAUUACAAAUUUGGUGAUGACUAGAAUCCGACACCUGUUCGUGGCCAUCGCCGCACUAUUGAAGAAGAUUUUCUGUUGUUUUUCACGUCGUCGAAGAUCAACCAACUGCGAGAGUGAUAUUCUAGCGUCUGUCAACAUAGUCCAGGACGACCACCGAAAGUACAAGAAUGUCGUCGAGAAAGAUUGGAACUCCUGGGACGACACACCGGCCACGGUGGAAGAGCACAUCGAGCGCUACCGUGAACAGCUCGUGGCACCGGCACCCCCGCAGGAACCGCCGCCCGAAGAAAGAAUUGAUUUCUUUCAGGAUAUGACCCCGACUAUCGUAACACAGCAGAAAAUUUGCAUUGCCAGCGACGGAGUCCGUGCCGGGGAUGAUGAUGAUGAUGGGAAACCGACGGCUCGAUUCGACCGACUAACGGCAAACAUUGACAUUCCCGUGGUGGACGGCCUGGCCGAUUGGAACGAGGAUGACGACCGGCGUCACGGUUGGGAUGAUGCCGACGAGAACACCACCAAACAGUUGAUCCGAGAGACACGAAAGGAACUGCGACAGCAACGGCAGCACCAUCGAAACCACUUGAAGUAAGAGUGGGAGAAGGUCGGUUUAUUUUCUUUUUUGUUUUUGUGAUUUUAAAACUAACUAGCGAAUGUA